Messenger RNA from Venustampulla echinocandica, 1512 nucleotides. RefSeq names its product Ent-kaurene oxidase. The coding region runs from base 1 to 1512 and encodes 503 amino acids. The transcript has 4 exons. The record is from RefSeq and is a predicted model, not a curated record. Gene Ontology annotation, molecular function: oxidoreductase activity, acting on paired donors, with incorporation or reduction of molecular oxygen; monooxygenase activity; iron ion binding. NCBI's taxonomy places the organism in Eukaryota, Fungi, Ascomycota, Leotiomycetes, Helotiales, Pleuroascaceae.
AUGCUCGAAUCAAUACUCCCAGCACCACGGGACUUCUUCAGUCUAUCUGGCAUGUUCAGAACCCUUGCACCCAUUAUUAUCUACAUUAUCUGGAAUAGGUACUUCCGCGAUGCGCGAUUCAAUGUUCCAAAGCUUGUCACAAAGACCCAGGCGGCGCUAGGGGAUAGCAAAUUCGAUUCUCUGGAUGAUAUCAUGAAGGAGUGCUAUCAGAAAGACAAGAACCGCAUCUACAAGGUCGAACAUCCACAUAAGGAUGUCGUUAUUAUUCCGGCCAAGUAUGUUGACGAACUGAAGAACUUGCCGGAUGAGCAGGUGAAUUUCCUUGAGGAUAUUAAUGAGAGGUUUCUGGGUGAUUAUACCAAGAUGAUCGCUCCCGGCGGAAUUCAUGAUGAGACUCUCACCCAUACCAUCAAAAACAGUCUCAAUUCAAACCUUGGGAACAUUAUGGGCGAAAUCCAAGAAGAAAUCUCCUAUGCCUUCUCCCAAGAAAUAGGAGAAUGUAAAGACUGGACGCCAUCAUACCCCAUGACAGCUCUAAUGCGUAUCAUCGCACUGGUAUCUGGGCGCAUCUUUGCAGGCCCCGAGCUGAACCGCAACGAAGAGUAUAUUAAUUGUUGCCUCAACUUUGGCGUCGAAGCCUACAACGUAAUCCCAGCCAUGCGCAAAUACCCGAUCUUCCUCCGUCCACUGGCCCAGUACUGGGUAAAAGAGUGCCAGAAACCGCUCCAAGCAAUCGAAACGAUGAAACGACUCGUAGCUCCAGUAAUAGCAGCACGUACCACAGAGAAAGGUCCAAAACCACAUGACAUGAUGACCUGGAUAAUGGAGAACUCACCACCAGGAAAAGCCACAGACUUGGAAUGGCAGGCUAAGUACCAACUGCAAAUCGCCACCGCAGCCAUGCACACGACAUCCAAUACCAUGACACAUAUAUUCUUCGAUCUUGCUGCCCAUCCAGAAUACCUCUCCAUACUCCGAGAAGAAAUCCUCGCUGUCACAGCAGCAGAACCGCUGGGAGUUCUGUCUAAAACUAGUCUCCCCUUACUCAAAAAGAUGGACAGCUUCAUCAAAGAAUCUCAACGCAUGAACCCCUUCUCCUCCACUGGCUUCUCUCGCAAAAUUUUAAAGCCUACACGUCUCUCUGACGGUCUCCUGCUUCCCCCAGGAAUCACAGUUACAACGCCUGUAUCACAAAUCUCCAUGGAUCCUGACAUCUACUCAAACCCCGAAGUUUUCGAUGGGUUAAGAUUUUUCAAGAUGCGGAAGAAGCGAGGCGAGGAGAAUAAAUGGCAAUAUGUCACGACGAGCACGGAGAGUUUGAAUUGGGGGAGUGGGGUUCAUGCUUGUCCCGGGCGAUUCUUUGCGGCAAAUGAGAUCAAGUGUAUUGUAAUGUAUUUGAUUAUGAAUUAUGACGUUAAGCUUGAGGAAGGCAAGGGAAGGCCAAAGAAUAUUUGGACCGAGGGGGGAAUGAUUCCUGAUAUUACCGGGAAGGUUCUGUUGAAGAAGCGAUGA